AACAAACAAAACUUUUGUCGAAAUCGAGAGUUCAAAACUCUCUCCCACAUGUUGGAGAUCUAUCCUCACUAUAUUCCAUCUUCGAUCAACUCUUUUCACAUGUUUGGAACAAUGGAAGACUUCAAUGAAGAAGAAGAAGAAGAGUUCAGAUUUGUACAAAGUGUAUCCGUAGAUCCAAGAAGAUCAAGAAAGGCGAAGAAAAGAAAACUCGAAUCUCAAGUCGUCUCUAUUCUGAACCAUUUGUUUGUAAAUACUCAAUACUUGUACCCACAUACUGGUCGAGACUGUUCGAUCGACACGAAUUCAUCAGAUACAUCAUGUAGCUUAAAUUUUGCGAAAAUUGGAAAGUUUACAUCAAGAUCUCCUCCACCUCCUUUGAUCAAAUCUGGAGCUGGAUUAGAUAUUGGUCAUCUUGUCAAAUCCGCAUUAGCAGGAGGAAUCUCGUGCGCUUUCUCUGCCUUUCUAAUGCAUCCCGUCGACACUGUCAAGACACAAGUUCAAGCAUCAACAACACUGUCAUUUAUUGAAAUAAUGUCGAAGAUUCCAGAGAUUGGUGCUCGAGGUUUAUACAAAGGAUCUAUUCCCGCCGUUGUUGGUCAAUUCGCUAGCCAUGGUUUACGAACAAGUAUAUACGAAGCAAGUAGACUCGCUUUACCGCUCCUUGCUCCUGGUCUCCUCGACAUCCAAGUUCAGCCAAUCGCAUCGUUUCUUGGCACGGUCUUGGGUACAACGCUGCGGAUACCAUGCGAAGUCCUGAAACAACGGUUACAAGCCAAUCAGUUCGACAACAUCGUGGAAGCCACGCUUUCCACUUGGCGCCAAGACGGUCUCAAAGGACUCUUCCGCGGCACGGGCGUCACUCUUCUCCGCGAGGUUCCCUUCUACGUCGCCGGUAUGGGACUCUACACCCAGUCGAAGAAGCUGGUGGAGAGGCGACUAGGGAGAGCGCUCGAGCCGUGGGAGGCUAUCGCGGUUGGAGCCUUGUCCGGUGGUUUCACGGCUGUCAUGACGACGCCGUUCGAUGUGAUCAAAACUAGAAUGAUGACGGCUCCGCAAGGAGUGGAUUUGUCUAUGUGGAUGGCUGCGUAUUCGAUUGCGACGCGUGAGGGGUUUCUUGCUUUCUACAAAGGUGCUGUUCCGAGGUUCUUCUGGACUGCUCCUCUUGGUGCGUUGAACUUGGCGGGAUACGAACUUCUUCAAAAGGCUUUCGUCACAGUACCUCUUGACCAAUCAGUGCAUAGCGAUUGACGUUAGUAUUCACUAUUCACUCUUGAAAUCAGAGCUCUGUCUAUCCUUUUUUUUUCUUGUGAAUUAUUUCCAAAUUGUUUACAAAUCUAAAAUUUCUUUUGCCAAUCUUGUAACUACAGAGAGACCGUUUGUUACAUUAAGCCUAGGACCAUGAUAAUUAUUUGGAUAGUA
This is a messenger RNA of Raphanus sativus (radish), 1419 nucleotides long. RefSeq lists its product as uncharacterized. Bases 49 to 1248 code for a protein of 399 amino acids. The transcript has 4 exons. Gene Ontology annotation, cellular component: mitochondrial inner membrane. NCBI's taxonomy places the organism in Eukaryota, Viridiplantae, Streptophyta, Magnoliopsida, Brassicales, Brassicaceae. Gene Ontology annotation, molecular function: S-adenosyl-L-methionine transmembrane transporter activity. The record is from RefSeq and is a predicted model, not a curated record. Gene Ontology annotation, biological process: transmembrane transport.